Messenger RNA from Heteronotia binoei (common prickly gecko), 644 nucleotides. RefSeq names its product alpha-ketoglutarate dehydrogenase subunit 4 (gene KGD4). Bases 79 to 399 code for a protein of 106 amino acids. The record is from RefSeq and is a predicted model, not a curated record. Gene Ontology annotation, biological process: 2-oxoglutarate metabolic process. The transcript is spliced from 4 exons. NCBI's taxonomy places the organism in Eukaryota, Metazoa, Chordata, Lepidosauria, Squamata, Gekkonidae.
GGCUCGGCGAGGCCUCCGCCUCCUCCCGCAAGGCCCAGCCCGGAUGCGCGCCUUCCCUUGCCUGGACCGAGGGUCACCAUGGGCAGUAAGAUGGCGGCCGCCACUAGGGUCGCUCAGGUAGUAAAGCCACAUACACCCUUGAUUAAGUUUCCAGACAGAACAAAUAUUCCCAAACCUAGAAUGCAGGAAUCUUUCGAAUCAAGAGUGCCUCCACUCCAUGCUUCAGCCUCACAAAAGUCUAUAGGUCAGCCGCCGUCUUAUCAAAAUAUUUCAUCCAUUAGUAGAAUACAAGGCACGCCAGACACUUCAGAACUAUUACGAACAUUUCCUAUGAAGUAUCGGAGGAAACCUAUGUCAGUUGAAGAGAUGGAAUACAUCCAACGUGGAGGUCCGGAAUAACACAGAAGACCAGACUGUUAGCUAAUGCUGAACAGCCAAUUGUUCUAUUCACAAUAAAGGCCUUCAUACUUCUUUGGAUGUUAUAAAUGUCUGUAAACAAACAGCUUUGUUAAAGGCCUUUUUUAUGAGGAAUGAAAAGGUAUAAAUGCCUGAAACAGUGUAUAUAUCCCAAAUAAGAAGACAAUUCUGGCUAAGUAUAUUUCCACUUUAUUACCACCACACUAUUAAAAUUUAUUUUAUUAAUA